Molecule: messenger RNA, 679 nt
Organism: Daphnia carinata
Lineage: Eukaryota; Metazoa; Arthropoda; Branchiopoda; Diplostraca; Daphniidae
Exons: 4
Coding region: 40-585 (181 amino acids)
Biological process (GO): regulation of DNA-templated transcription
Molecular function (GO): DNA-binding transcription factor activity; DNA binding
Source: RefSeq, a predicted model, not a curated record
GAGUCUUCACAGCAUUCACGUGCAGUUAGCGAUGACACAAUGACAUCUUGUAAUAACGACUCUAAUUCGAUCGUAGGAGCUCGUCUAAAAAUUCUUCAAGAGCCACAGCCGAUUUACAGUUUUCUUUACGAAAGCGAAGUGAGAAAAGAUCACGCAUAUCUUUACGCCGAUCCUGUCGAACUCAAAAAAUGGAUAUUUGUACAGUUAAAAGAUUGGCGAGGAAAAGAGGAAGUCAGUGUAAGGUGUUCUCUCGUCAGUGACAGCCCGGAGCGUAAGCCACACUUCCAUCGACUGGCAAAGAAAAUUGACAGUCAGAUUCAAAUCGACGAAUACCAAGAAGGAGAGGUGUUAAAACUGAAUGAUUGCAUUGUUGCCAAAUUUCCCAAUUUGUCUAUCGUCCGCACAAAAAUACCAAAUAAUGGCGACCGUGAGACGAUUAGAAAGAUGUGGGUAAUGCGCGAUGUAGUCAGACUCAAGUUCGAGGCGUUUGUUCUUGUGAAUGGAAAAGUUCAGGAAAUCUGCAAUCCCGUGUACUCACAGCGCAUCCGCCCUCCAGUGAUCUAUGGUUCUGUACACAGCGUGUGAGAAAUUGGAAACAAGCCGAACAAACUAUUAACGAAAAAAAAAAUUAUACUUCACAUUUAACAACAAUUUAUUACAUUUGUACUGCAGCAGAAAA